Molecule: messenger RNA, 435 nt
Organism: Acanthamoeba castellanii str. Neff
Lineage: Eukaryota; Discosea; Longamoebia; Acanthamoebidae
Product: Maflike protein
Exons: 3
Coding region: 1-435 (144 amino acids)
Molecular function (GO): nucleoside triphosphate diphosphatase activity
Source: RefSeq, a predicted model, not a curated record
AUGGACCUAAUCAUCUCGGCCGACACCAUCGUUGUGUUGGAGGACAAGAUCUUGGAGAAGCCCUCGUCGGAGGACCACGCCCGCGAGAUGCUGCGCCGGCUGAGCGGCAGCACACACACCGUGCACACGGCCGUCGUGCUUCUCCUCCCCAAGCAGCAGCAGCACAGUGCGGAGCCGGCGGCGCUCGUGCGAAGCUUUCACGAGUCCACGCAGGUGACCUUUGCCGACCUCAGCGACGAGAUGAUCAACGCCUACGUCGCCACCGGCUCGCCCAUGUACUACAUCUCGGACAAGGCGGGUGCGUACGGGAUUCAGGAGGUGACCGGCGGUUCGCUGAUCCGUGGCAUCAACGGGUGCUACUACAACGUCGUCGGCUUUCCGCUCCACCGCUUCUGCACCGAAGUUCUCGACCUCCUCGACCACAAGCUGCUCUGA